Molecule: messenger RNA, 2915 nt
Organism: Clupea harengus (Atlantic herring)
Lineage: Eukaryota; Metazoa; Chordata; Actinopteri; Clupeiformes; Clupeidae
Gene: foxj1a
Product: forkhead box J1a
Biological process (GO): regulation of transcription by RNA polymerase II
Cellular component (GO): nucleus
Molecular function (GO): RNA polymerase II cis-regulatory region sequence-specific DNA binding; DNA-binding transcription factor activity, RNA polymerase II-specific
Source: RefSeq, a predicted model, not a curated record
GAGAGAGAAGGAAGAAUAAGAGGGGGAAAGAGAGGAGGAGAGAGAGAGGAACACAGAGGAGAGCGGGGAGCAUGCUGUCCAUGGGUUGCAUGGAGCUCUGGGCCGAAGGUUCCAUCGGGCUGGAGGAGGAGGUGGUGACGGCGGCCGCUCAGGCAGAGGAGUUGGACCAGCACCCCACCCAGAACCAGCACCAGAACCAGAGCCUGAGCCCACCACCCUGGAACUCUAGUCCGCAGGAGAGCGCCCCCUGCUGCGCCGCGGGCGGUGGCACUAGCGGCGGCUCUCUGAGCCUGGACGACAGCCUGACCAGCCUGCAGUGGCUGCAGGAGUUCUCCAUCGUCAGCGCGCCGCCGCCGCACGCCGCCCUCUCCUCCCGCCAUCACCAGGGGGCGCUGUUCGGCCACCAGCCGCUGGUGGGCAUCGAUGCGCCCGCCUCGCCGCUCGCCGGGGACCCCGCCACCAUCUUCGGCACCCCGCUCACCCCCGGCAAGCCCACGGCGGCGGCCUUCUAUCGGGUGCCCUCCCUGUCUGGGGGGGGGGCCCCGCUGCUGAUGAUGAGCCGCGGGCACUGCCCCGACGAGGUGGACUACAAGAGCAACCCCCUCGUGAAGCCGCCCUACUCCUACGCCACCCUCAUCUGCAUGGCGAUGCAGGCCUGCAAGAAGAGCAAGAUCACACUCUCCUGCAUCUACAAGUGGAUCACAGACAACUACUGCUACUUCAGGCACGCCGACCCCACGUGGCAGAACUCCAUCAGGCACAACCUGUCCCUGAACAAGUGCUUCAUCAAGGUUCCCCGGCAGAAGGACGAGCCCGGCAAGGGUGGAUUCUGGAAGAUCGACCCGCAGUACGCGGAGCGUCUGCUGAGCGGCGCCUACAAAAAGCGCCGCAUGCCUCCGGUGCGGAUCAACCCCGCGCUGCAGGCCCACCUGCGACCUACGACCUCUGACCCCCAGAGGUCGCGGGGGGGCGCGGCGUCGGGGGGGGUCGCGGCGGGGGGGCUGAGUGUAAGCCCCGAGUCUCAGCAGCUCCUGCAAGAGUUUGAGGAGAUGACCGGAGCGGACCAGAACCGAGACCCACACCUGACGGAGGCGGUGUUGCUUGGGGGGUGGGGGGGGUCCGGGAGGGGGGGCAGCGGCGGGGGGGGUGUGCGGGGGCAGAAGAGGAAGCAGCAGCUGGGACUCGGGGGCAGGACUGCCGCAGGGGGUGCGUCGUCGGUGAAAGCCCCGCGCCGCUCGAGCUCGCCGCUACUUCCUGUGGAGGAGCAGCGUGAACUGGGCGCGCUCAAGGGCAGCUUCGACUGGGACGCCCUGCUCGACUCCGCCCUCAACGGCGAGCUGAGUCUGGACGAGGGGGGGCCGCUCAGCCCCAUACCCCCCCACGACCACUACGACCUCACCGUGCGCGGCACGCACAUCAACAUCGGCCCCCUGCAGGCCGGCGGCGGUACUGCGGCGGCCAGCGAGGGCGCCCUGAGCCACAGGGAGGGCGGCACCGCGGACCUGGAGGAGGAGACGUUCCUGGCCACGGCCUUCCUGCAGGGUCCCUGGCCCGAGGAGGAGGAGGAGGAGGGCGGCGCGAUGAAGGUGGACUUCCUGUGCAGCUCCACCGUCAACAUCGACCAGCUGUUCGACCUGGGGGACUCCCUAGGCGGUGACAUCAGCAGCAAGAUAGAGUCACUGCUCUGAGGAGAGAGGGAGAGAGAGAGAGAGAGAGAGAGAGAGAAAGAAAGAGAGAGAGAGAGUUACUACCCAAUAUGAAUAACAGAGUGCAAGAGACACUGUUUAUAAAGACCAGGACAGGACUUUUUCCCUGCCUCAACCCAAGUCUGUAGGCUUGACCAUGCCAGGACACACACACAUCUCUCUCUCUCUAACCCAGUCACACACACACGUCUGUAGACUUGAUCAUGCCAGGACACCACCACAGACCACAUGGAAUAUACACUUUUAUUAAGACUUUUUUCAGCUUGUUUUUUUUUUACAUUUAAAAUAGGCUUUGUUGAUUUUUUGACAUUCCAGAAGACUCUGAUCAAAUGUCCGCCCAAGGAGGGACAUUGGGAAUCUCAUUCGGGAAUGAUUUGGGAAUCCCAUUAGGGAAUGAUUUGGGAAUCCCAUUAGGGAAUGAUUUGGGAAUGCUGGGUGAGGGGCCACAGACAUCACUGAUGCAGUGAAAACCAAAAAAGCCCAAAUCUGUGUUUGUUUGUUUACAGGCUGUUGUGUACACAGACCAAUGGCACACACACACACACACACACACACACACACACACACACACAACUCAUCUUACACGGACAGAACAGGCCUCGCAGGCAGGACACACCGGCGUAGAAGUGGAACAGGAACUAAUUAACCGGAACACACACACACACACACACACACUUUCACACAGGGCAAUGUGUUCUGCUUCCUUGUCUGGUGACGUGUACUUGAUCAUGAAGAUUAUUGAUUAUGAAGAUUAUUGAUUAUGAAGAUUAUUGCUUUUGGGGGCUUCUUAGUGGCAGACCUCAUCAGACACACACACACACACACACACACACACACACACACACACACACACACACACACACCAGAAGGUUUGUGAUGAUGGUGCAGAAGGAUAUAUAGAUGACAUAUCAGUGAUUUAAAUCAUUCUGAUUAGAGAAGAUAGAUGAUUAUGAUAUAUUGAUUUGUUUUUGAUAAUCUGAGAUCCAUUGCCGAUAUCUUCGAGAUGACAAAUGUCAAAUCCUUGUGUAGUGUAUAAUCCUCUGUCUUUGUCUCUUUUCUGAUAUCUGAUAUUUUGCUGAUGUAUCGCUGAUAUAUUGCUGAUAUAUUGCUGAUAUAUUGCUGAUAAAUUGCUGAUAUAUCGCUGAUGUGUCGCUGAUAUCUGAUGCAUCGCUGAUAUACGCAGAGGGAAACCUACCAGUGCCAAACAGU